Salvia hispanica is the source of this 683-nucleotide messenger RNA. NCBI's taxonomy places the organism in Eukaryota, Viridiplantae, Streptophyta, Magnoliopsida, Lamiales, Lamiaceae. The record is from RefSeq and is a predicted model, not a curated record.
GCACACCAUGCUUCUUUUCCUCUUGAUCAGCAUAACCACCCUGUCCAACGCCACGCCUCCCGCGGCCGCCGGGAAGCCGCCGAGCAACGAGACGAUAUACCGAAUGUCGCAAGGCCUGUGCUGGAACUGCGUGGGAGACGCCAUACAAUUCUUGUACGGGCACAACUUAGUGCGGGCAAGGAAAAUGCAGCUGCCCUUACGCUGGGACUCGGAGCUUGCCCGUUACGCGGCGUGGUGGGCCGGGCAGCGGCGGCGUGACUGCGCGGUGGAGCACUCGUUCCCGGAUGGCGGGUUCACGCUGGGCGAGAACAUAUACUGGGGCAGCGGGCAGGCGUGGACGGCCAUGGACGCCGUGGGUGCGUGGGCCGAUGAGGAGAAGUACUACGAUUACGACACUAACAGCUGCGCCGCCGGCGAGAUGUGCGGCCAUUACACGCAGAUUGUGUGGGGCAGUACGAGGAAGAUCGGGUGCGCUCGAGUUGUUUGCGACGGCGGAGAUGUGUUCAUUACUUGUAAUUACUCCCCACCCGGGAAUUAUGUCGGCGAGAGGCCUUAUUGAUAGUGAAAAAAAGUCUAAUGGGAGGUUCGGUUUGCAAGAUUAUAUCCCAAGAUUAAAUAUGUAUUGUGUUUGGUUCAUGAGAUUGAAUCUCACUACUCAAUACUAGAUGCGAUAAUUAGUUAUA